UUAUUAUUAUUAAAUUUAUUCGUAAGCAUUGAAACAUCUUUAAAUGUCCCAUGUAUACAGAUUAGAAUGGUUACACUAGUUAGAAAGAGACGAACCAAGAUUUAUGACCUCUCACUCGGCGCGCGCUUUGUCGCACAGUAGGCUUUCCAGUUGUACGUAGUACUUAUUAAUUCCAUGCUCAAACCUAAGAAAGUGACAACUAUUGACAACUGACACAAGUUGCAAGUGACAGCCACGCACCAAGGAAGGCUCAAGCGAAUUCACGUUCACUCACACAUUCGAUUUCAUUCGAAGGAAUCGGGAUUCACGGACAUGGAGAGUUGUGUAAUUGUGAAUUAUUGUUAGUUAAAUACUUUUAAAUUAGGAGAAACGUUAUUGAAACCGUUUGUUGGUGUUUAAAUGUGAGCGUUAUUGGGUGUGUCACGUCAGGCCUGAUCUUGCUACUAGAAGCAUAGUUUAGUUUUGUUGAGAUACCUGCCUCCUGUUGUGACAUUUGAGAGCAUGUCGAACUGGGUCGGGUAUGCGAUAUCUGUAAACUGCGGCGAACCUCUGGGUUGCUAUCAGGGCACUAUUCUGGAGGCUGAUGGGAGCACUAUUACUUUAACAAAAGCCUUUAGAAAUGGCUUUCCUUACCCGAAAUCACAAGUGACUCUAAAUGCGGCUGAUAUCAAAGAUCUGAAGAUAAUCGAGAGCCGUCCAGAGCCAGCAGAGCAGACACACAGCACAGUGGCCGUUACCAAGGGCUUAAAGAAGGCACAGAGAGCUACAGUAUGUGAGAAUCUGCAGGCAAACCCCACCAGUUCAGGGAACCAGAGCAGCGCCGCCGGCGGCAGCGGCGCCGCCAGCAGCGCGGCCGCCCCCCCCGCCCGCCCCCGCGCCGCGCCCGCGCGCAGCAAGCCCAUCGACAUCCAGCGCGCCGCCCGCAGCGCCAGCCUCGCCGGCAGCUACGGCAAUGCCAGCUCCACGCCCAAGGGCCGCGGCCCCGCCAACGUGUACGAGAAGGCGCGCCGCCGGAACGAGGCCUGCUUCGGCGACCUGGCCGACGCAGAGCUCGACGACGACUUCGACUUCGAGGGCAACCUAGCGUUGUUCAACAAGCGCGCGCUGUGGGAGGAGCUGCGCAACUCGCACAAGCCCGACGUGGUGCGCCAGGCCGACCACCUGGGCAAGUUCCGCCACGACGAGAACGUGCUGGGCCCCGCGCCCGCGCCGCGCCGCGCCAUCCGCCUGCCCGAGCCCGCGCCCGCGCUGCUCGUCACCGACGAGGGGCUGGGCGUGCCCGCGGCGCCCGCGCGGCUGCGGGCGGCGCUGUGGCGGGCACUGGCGCGGCGCGGGCUGCGCGACCAGGCCGACACGCUGCUGGCGCGCGCCGCCGCCGACGUGGCGCUGCGCCUGGCGGGCGGUGGCCGGCGCCUCGACCCGCGCAACGCGCACCAGGCGCCCACCGUGGUGGCGCUGGCCGGCCCGCACGCCGCCGGCGCCGCGGGGCUGGCGGCCGCGCGGCUGCUGGCCAGCCACGGCGCUCGCGCCGCCGCGCUGCUGGCCGCGCCCGCGCCGCCCGACUGCGCGGCGCUGCGGCGCGAGCUGGCGGCGCUGGCGCCGAGCGGCGUGGCGCUGGCGGCGGAGCCGGGCGCGCUGCCGGGCGCGGACGUGGUGCUGCUGGCGCUGUCGGACCCGGCGCAGGAGCCGGCGGGCGAGCUGGGCGCGGCGCUGGAGUGGGCGGCGCGGGCGCGGGGCGCGGUGCUGGCGCUGGAGCCGCCGAGCGCGGGCUGGGCGGGCGUGUCGUGCCGCGCGGCGGUGCUGGGCGGGCUGCCGGCGGCGCUGGCGCCGGAGCUGGGCCUGCAGUACUUGGCGGACGUGUGCGUGCCGCAGGCCGUGUUCGCGGAGCUGGGUAUUCAGUACCGGCCGCCGUUCGGCGCGUCGCCGGUGCUGGCGCUGCACCCGGCCACGGACUGACUGCCGCCGCUCGCCUGCACGAGUUCGCUUCGGUUACUCGAUCAUUACUCUCUCGCCGACUCUCCCGAUGUAUAGGUGAGAUACUCACAUUGACAGAUGUAACACUCCUGUGAUAAUUUCUUCUUCGAUGUUUAUUUAAUUGUGCAACGGAGUAGCGAUUUUGACAUUGUACUAUAAAUAUUUAAAAUGAAAAUGCCGAAGAUAUCUGUAAUGAAUAGUAAUGUAGAUGAGAGCAACGCUCGACAACAGUACAACGUACUCGCUCCUGCACAAAUGUAAACUCGUAUUACGUAAACGACGAACCAGUAAACCAAAUUGUUUUAAUCGACAUAUUAUGUGAUGUGUUAUAUUUUUGAUAGUAAAAUUAUAAUGUAGAAGUA
Helicoverpa zea (corn earworm) is the source of this 2336-nucleotide messenger RNA. It is a transcript of the gene Edc3, whose product is annotated as enhancer of mRNA-decapping protein 3. The coding region runs from base 502 to 1956 and encodes 484 amino acids. Gene Ontology annotation, molecular function: mRNA binding. Gene Ontology annotation, biological process: deadenylation-independent decapping of nuclear-transcribed mRNA; P-body assembly. NCBI's taxonomy places the organism in Eukaryota, Metazoa, Arthropoda, Insecta, Lepidoptera, Noctuidae. The transcript has 3 exons. The record is from RefSeq and is a predicted model, not a curated record. Gene Ontology annotation, cellular component: P-body.